Messenger RNA from Periophthalmus magnuspinnatus, 2712 nucleotides. It is a transcript of the gene lsr, whose product is annotated as lipolysis stimulated lipoprotein receptor. The coding region runs from base 184 to 2046 and encodes 620 amino acids. Lineage: Eukaryota; Metazoa; Chordata; Actinopteri; Gobiiformes; Gobiidae. The transcript is spliced from 11 exons. Gene Ontology annotation, cellular component: tricellular tight junction; plasma membrane. The record is from RefSeq and is a predicted model, not a curated record. Gene Ontology annotation, biological process: establishment of blood-brain barrier; tricellular tight junction assembly.
GCGCGGUGACGUAUGACGUACAGGUUCUCCCCCUGAGCUCGAGCUGGUGUCGUGUGUCGCGGUCAAAAUGGACCGGACUCUGCCUGGAUGAGACCUAAAGUUGUUUAUGUUUAUGAUGUGCCUCGUUAUAUUGCGUUGAGUAUUUGAUCUAUUUUAAUUAGUUGUAAGUUUUCACUCGUACACAUGGGAUUCAAAAUGUGGUGGACGUUACUUCUGGGCGCGUUAAUGGCGGCAGAAUACACCACUGCUAUAAGUGUGAAUUGCCCCACCAAAAGGUAUGUGGUGAUCCUGUUUCAACCCGUUACCCUGGUUUGUAACUACCAGACCUCAUCCAGUCAGUCCCCUGUGGUGCUGUGGAAGUACAAGUCCUACUGCAGGGACCCAGUGCAGGCUGCGCUGAACCCGAGCAGUGCUGAGAACAUCCUGGCUCAGAACAACCCCAACUACGACCCCAACAUUGAGUGUGCGGACUCCCAACGGACGGUGCGAAACGUUGCCUCCAAAGACAACACUGCAGUCACUCUGGGCCCGGAAUACCAGGGACGCAAGAUCAGUAUCACAAACCGGGCUGACCUGAACAUAGCCCAAACAGCAUGGGGAGACAGUGGAGUGUACAUCUGCUCCGUGACCUCCUCCUCGGACCUCAGUGGGAACACGGAGGACUACACCGAACUCAUUGUGCUCGAGAGAAAGUCAAAUACUACUGAUCUUCUGCCUGAGGUUGACUUACUGGUUAUGGAAGACUGGCUCCUGGUGGUCCUGGUGGUCCUGGGCUUCCUCUUAUUACUGCUGCUCAUUGGGAUCUGCUGGUGCCAGUGCUGCCCUCACACCUGCUGCUGCUACGUUAGCUGCCCCUGCUGUCCUGAGCGCUGCUGCUGCCCCCGAGCAUUGUAUGAGGCAGGUAAAGCAGUGAAGAAGGGCAUGGCCAGUCAGUACGCUGCCACCCUGUACGCCCCCAGCAUGUACGGACAGCCCGCCUACAGUGGGAUGAACCAGCCUGCCAUGCCCCUGCUACCUGUGCCCAAUGGCAUGGGGGGACCACCACCCAACAGUUAUGGACGGGACUAUGAUGGAGCCAGUUCAGUGGGACAAGGCUCCCAGGUGCCUUUACUUCGGGACCAAGAUGGCGGAGGGGAUCAUAUGCGCAGUGGAUAUCGCAUCCAGGUGGACCCUGAUGGGAAUGCCACUCGUGCCAUUUACUACAUGGAGAGAGAACUGGCCAACCUGGACCCAUCCAGACCUGCUAAUUACAACCGUAUGGACAACAUGAGUGAGGUGAGCUCUCUUCAUGACAGUGACAGGAGCAGACCAGCAGGGCGCUCUCAGCCUCCGGCCCUGUCCACAGUGUACGACCGGGAUGAGGCCAUGAGCACCAUCAGCAGUGUGUCCCAGCACGUGAACAGGCGCCCGGACGACAGGAGAAAUGGAGAGUACCGAGUACGCGCUCGCUCUAUGGACAAUCUGGAUGACAUCGGCCGACAUUCUGACCGUGAUGACUACCGACGACGCCCUGAGGAGCCACGGGGCAGGAGAGGCUCGGACGAUGAAUGGAGCAGCAGUGCUCGCAGUGGAUAUGACCGCGGGUACGACCGUGUCUAUGAUGACCGUAGGAGGCGGGACUACUCUCCAGAUGAUCGGCGCCGAGGUGGAGGAGCAAACAGCGCUCUGGCAGGCAGACGCAGCCGUAGCCGGGAUGACCUGAUGGACCUGGAGAGGGACCGGCGCUAUGCGGGCGGAGCCAGAGGGGGGCGGGACGACUAUGACGACAGCAUCCUGCGAGAGGCCAUGGAGAGGAAGAAGCUGAGUGAGCAGCAGAGGGCGCGCAGUCGAGAAAGACUGGACAGUGAGAGUGACCGCUCCGACAGGGGCAGAGUCAGACCUCCACCUCUACCCUCUAACCCCCCCUCUGGCUUCCCUGGUCGCCGGGAUGACUUCCCCCCUCCUCCUCUCCCUCCCCCCUAUAGUGAUAACGAAAGUGUGUCAUCUUCAAAGAAAAGCAACCUCCGCAAGAAUGGAGCUGUUAGUCGGGAAAGCCUGGUGGUAUAAACAUUAAGUACCAUGAUUCAGCUUCCAUCAGACUGUAAAUAAGAUUUACAACUUGGAUUUCAUGCCAUGUUAAAUUUUUUUACUGAGAUUUUUUUUUUUAUUGAUUAUGAAUUUUUUUUGUAUUUUAUGUUCUAAAUCAUUGUGGCUGCCACAAGUGCCUUAGCCUGUACAGAAGGUGUGAAAGUUGAUGAUGUGUGGCUGAAUGCAUUGUUUUUUAAAUGUAAUCUCUUAGUGCCUUUCUGUGCUGUAUACAACUGUAUCUUUCUGUUAAUGGGCAUAGAUUUAUAUAUAAACAAGUAAAAAAAUAUAUAUGUGUGGGUGUGUGUGUGGGAGUGAGUGUGUGUGUAUGUGUGUAUGUAUAAAAAGCAGAUCUAUUUUAGUAGUGUACCGUAGUUACACAAAACACAAGUUUUAAAUGUAUUCAGUGUUUUAUGUCUGUAUAUUGUACAGCCUUUUGAAUGGUGCAGAUUUAUCAUUUAGUAAAUUGAUUUCAUUUUUUGAAUAUGCUUUUUACAAUAAAUGUCUGACAGACAAUUUACUAGAGUUUCUUUUGCCACUAGAUGACACCAUUUCACAUGGUUCAUAACAGUCAAAUUCACUGGAUGUGUCUCUUUACUUGUUACAGAACAAGUCCUUAUUUCAUUCAAAUAAAAAAUAUGAAUGUGU